AAUCGUGCGUGAUAUUGGUGCGUGGUUGAUACAGGCCUAUGUCAUUUUUUUAGAGAAAUUAUUAUUUAAAUUUGUAUUUGAUCUUGUUGUUGUAGAGUACUAGUUCAUUGAUUUUAAAUGUGUCUUAAUUUUUACAUUGCUCCAAUUAUUUGAGAGUAAUGUUUUGUUGCAAUAUGUUGCAUACAAAAAAUAACCUACAUAACUUAACCUCAAAUAUAUUUGUUUUGUCUUUGUAAUACUUUAUUAAAUUAUUUAAGAAUCAUAAUGACUUCCCCAGAUAAUACUUUCUACUUUGUAUAUAGCUCAUCUUUGGACGUAAAGAUACAAAUAAAAAUAGGUACAUUGGAAGGAGUCAGUUGGAGAUAUGAGUAUGAUAAAAUGCUUGAAGAUGAAAUGCUCAAGCAUUCCGGCUUAUAUCAACCUCAAAAAAAUAAAGCAGACCUAAUGGUCAUUACUCAGGUCUUUUCUGAUGGACGUCCAAUUUCGUUACCUGUUUCAACCAGUUACAAGUCGUUCACUAAUCGAUGGAAUUGGAGUGAAUGGGUGACAUUGCCAUUAAUGUUUAGUGAUCUUCCUCGAAAUGCUCUUCUCUGUCUAACGAUAUACGACUGCAUCGGCCCGUCAAAUAUGAAACCUGUUGGGGGAACAACAAUAUCAUUGUUUGGCAAGCAUGGUGUUUUCAGACAGGGCAUGAUGGAUCUUCAGGUUUGGCGAAAUCAAGUGGCUGACGGCAGUCCCAAUACCAAGACUCCUGGAAAGCAUAGAGAUGAGGGCAAAAAUCGAAUGCAACAUCUUUCUAAACUUACAAAGAAGCACAGAAACGGGCAAAUGCCGAGAAUCGACUGGUUAGACAGGUUGACAUUUCGGGAAAUUGAAGUCAUUUAUGAGUUGGAGAAGAGAACAUCGAACUAUCUCUACUUGAUGGUUGAGUUUCCUCAGGUCAUUAUGAAAGGCAUUUUGCACUCUGUAGUAUGCUAUGAACAAGAUGGAGAUGAAGCCUAUCCGGUUAGGUCUCAAGCUGAUAUUGUAACAAUCCCGGAUCCAGAAGUUUUACAGGAUAAUCUAGUAGAGGAUAAAAAUCACAAACUCGCGCGUAGUCUGCGAAGCGGCGAUUCAGAUAAAGAUGCGAAGCCGAAUGCAACGGUGAGGGAUGUGCUGAACACCAUUGUGGCCUACCCUCCAACCAAGCCGCUCACAACUGAAGAACAGGAUUUGGUUUGGAAAUUCAGGUUCUACCUCAGCAAUCAGAAAAAGGCGCUUAUCAAGUUCUUGAAGUGUGUGAAUUGGAAUUUGAGCGGCGAGGCCCAACAAGCCGUCGAUAUGAUGGAGAAAUGGGCUCCGAUGGAUGUAGAGGAUUCUCUGGAAUUGCUCAGUCCCGCUUUCACUCAUGCCACGGUUCGUCGUUAUGCGAUCUCUCGUCUGCAGCAGGCUCCUGAUGAGGACCUGUUAUUGUAUCUACUUCAGUUAGUUCAAGCUUUAAAGUAUGAAAACUUUGAUGACAUAAAUAAAGCCUUCAAUAGUAUUUCAAUUUCACAAACUGCUGUAUUAUUGACCGAAGCAAGUAUCGAUAUAAGAGACUCUGGGUCAGAUAAACUCAUGGGAAACAGUAGUGAACAAAGCCAUGACAGUAGAUCAACUCCGAUUCAGUAUCAGAGCACUUCAAUAGACACUAAUGAUAUGCACCUGGCAAGUUUCAUCAUUCACAGGGCAUGCAACAACAUGACUCUGGCCAACUACUUCUAUUGGUAUUUAAUCCUAGAGUGUGAAGAUAAGGAUGCCGCAAAUAAACAAGACUCUUACAUGAAUGUGCAUGACAUGUAUUUGAAAGUUAAAGAAUUGUUUCUAACGGCAUUGAAAACAGUGAGUGAAGAAGGAAAGUUAUUCCAUCAUUAUAUUUUGCGACAGCAGACCUUUAUAGAGAAGUUAGUCAAUGUAAUGAAGAGUGUCGCAAGGGAAAGUGGGAAUAGGAAGAAAAAGAUGGACAAGUUGAAAUUUCUGCUAGCAGAUACGGAAACAUUCAAAAUGAAUUUCACCAACUUUGAGCCGCUACCCUUCCCUCUAGACCCCAGUAUUAAAAUAACAGGCAUUAUUCCUGAAAAAGCUACACUUUUCAAGUCAGCCAUGAUGCCAUCACGUCUAACGUUCCUUACAACGGAAGGAGAGGAGUAUGUGGCAAUAUUCAAGAAUGGAGACGACUUGAGGCAGGACCAACUCGUGCUGCAAUUCAUCACUCUUAUGGAUAAGCUCCUGCGCAGUGAGAACCUCGAUCUCAAGCUUACACCGUACAGGGUGCUGGCGACUAGCACCAAGACAGGAUUUGUUCAGUUCAUUCAGUCACUUCCAAUCACUGAAGUUCUUGCAACUGAACACACAAUUCAGAAUUUCUUCAGGAAACACCAUCCCAGUGCCACAGGACCCUACGGCAUAACUUCAGAAAUUAUGGACACCUAUGUGAAAAGCUGCGCUGGUUAUUGUAUAAUAACGUACUUGUUGGGCGUUGGUGAUCGGCACUUGGACAACCUACUGUUGACGAACGACGGCAAACUGUUCCACAUCGACUUCGGCUACAUCCUGGGCAGGGACCCCCGCCCUCUGCCGCCCCCCAUGAAGCUCAGCAAGGAGAUGGUCGAGGCGAUGGGUGGAGUCUCCUCCGAACACUAUCACCAAUUCAGAAAACUGUGUUAUACCAUUUUCUUGCAUCUACGAAGACACGCGAAUCUGAUCCUGAACCUGUUUUCGCUGAUGGCGAACGCGAACGUGCCGGACAUCGCCCUGGAGCCGGACAAGGCGGUGAGGAAGGUGCAGGACAAACUGCGCCUGGACCUGGGCGACGAGGAGGCGUGCACCUACUUGCAGAACCUACUCGAUGAGUCGGUCACCGCCCUCAUGGCCGCCGUAGUCGAGCAACUCCACAAGAUCGCCCAGUACAUGCGCAACUAAGGCCCAGUCAUAGCAACGCAACCGCAACUCAACUGCAGUUUCUUUCUGGUGUUCAUACCAAAGAUACCCCAGUUGAUCAGUUGCCCAGUCACAGUUUUCCCGAUGUCAACUCAAUUCAGUCAAUUGGAUUCAAUUCAGGUUCAUAUCGCUUGUUCAUACCAAAGAAACCCAAGUUGACCAGUUACCGAGUCACUUGUACAGAUGUCUUCGUUUGAGGAGAAGGAAGUUCUUCUAUAUGUCCUUAAUAAACAAAAAAAUCACAUAGAAGCUAUUGUGUGCAUCCAUAUAAUGACAGCGAUUUACACAGAAGCUGAGAUGAGAAAGUAGUGGUUGAUUAGCUGCCUUUAUUAAAAAAUUAGGAGGGCGAAGUUAGGGCGCAGUCCUCUCUUACACUUAACCCUCAAACACUUCCCUCCCUAGUUGGUGGGAGGAAAGAUGACGAUAUGAUGGAUAUAAACAACGAAACGAUGGAUAUUGAUGAAAUGGUUGAUAAUUAUUAUUAAACGAAAAUCCCAAUUAAAUGCUCUAAAAUGCAAUUUCUCAGUAAUUUCCAUUACAAUUUGUGAAAUGGUUGAUCAUAGGGGAAGGUUUUCGACUGAAGACGAAAGAGCAAGGACUGAUCUUUUGGUGUUGUGUGCAUCCAUAUAAUGACAGCAAUAUUACACAGAAUGCUUAACAAAAAUUGGAAGAAUAUCUCGAAAGGUUUCUCAACUUUUACAGGAUAGCAAUGUUGCUUUAUAUGAUGCUUGACCCCUAUACUGCUGAAACAAGUUACAAACUACAUACAUGUUUGUAACCUUUUACAAAUCAUUAUAGUAUUAUUUAUAUACUGAUUGCUGGCUUAUUUAUUAUUUGAUUUCAAUGUCUAUUUCUAAUGGCUAUUUUAAUUUAGGUUGAAAAUGAAAAAAGUUUUAUUGUGUCUCAAUUUCCAAAAAUGUUUAGGUACGCCCUUUUGUCUUGCAAACGUCGUUAUCUUAAAUUUGUUACCUUAUUAUCUAUCUCUAAAACCUGGCAGUUUGAACUCCUCUGCCACAUCUUGGCAUGCUUUGUCAGUCACAACUCUAUUACUUUACGACUUGAUGGUGUGAUCGUAUAAACAAGGAAAUCAUUCAAUAAAUUGAUCAAAUCCAAUGUUUUCUAGUUGUUCAGAAGCCAUGACAGUGUUCACUUGACAAGAGCAGCUGGCGACUCGAGUUUACAGCAUGUCGUGAAUGGAGUUGCCUGAGUUGCUCAGUCACGUGACCGUUGAAUCACAGUUGUUUUGGUGUGCACAGGCUCGGUAAACUGCGUAUGUUAUUUAUAGGCAACAAAAGUUGCCGUUGCGUUGAUAUCUUUGGUAUGUACGUGGCCUAAGCACUGGCUUCCGUCACUUUAUUCAACAUACAAAGCUGCAUGAAUUGAUUGUGUGAUGUCACUUAUCCAACCUUAGGUAUGAUAACUUAUUUGUCCAUUAAUUAUCUUACAAAAAAUCGUUGAUAGUGCAAUCGGUAAUGUCUCAAAUUAUUUCUUACAUCACACAUAAAUUGUUUGGCAAUCUUCAUAGAAUAUUCUAUUGUCUCAUUACAAAAAUGUAAAUAUCAAUAAUAUAAUUUUCUCUAUAACAAUAUUAGAUAACGACAUAGAUUUCAAUAAUGUUUUUCAUAAAUUUCUGAAUUAUUCUGUAGAAUUUCACCUUAAUUAAAUAAUAACAAUGAUGUCAUGAGUUUUAAUUAACAUAGAAGUAUAAUAAUAUUAUACAAGAAUAUAUAACAAGAAGAAGUAUUUGAUGAUUAUCGUACACGAUUGCUGAAUUACAAAUAAAACUAUCAAUUAUUAUUAUUCCUUGGUAUUCCUCAAUUCAAUUUUAUUAUUAAAAAUGAAAUAGAGAUUAAUAAAUGGACUAGUCAUAUCACACAAUCAGCAGUUUCAAGCUUGCCGCUAUGCAUUAUUCUAAAGAACACUACCUAGUUAGUAUUUAUAUUUUCCUUGAUAUUACUAUUUACAUUUUUAUUGAUCCGUCUUUAUUUCCAAAACAGAACCAUAAGACAAUUAUUUUUUCAAACUUAUAAAAUGUAAAUACAGUAGGAAAUUUAUCUUAUUAGCUAUUUAGCUCAUUCUAGUGAUCUCAAUAUUUUCCAUCAAUCGAUGCUUCAGUAAAAUAAAAUGAAAACUAUCGUUAUGAACUUCUCAAGUGAUUCAUUAUGAUGGAUAUUUAUAAAUAUUUGAUCUUUUCAUCUAUAAGAUGGAGGAUACUAUUGUGAUUUUGUAAAGAUACUGGGUAAACUAUAUAUUUCAACAUUUAUUAUGUAUCUUAUCUAUAUUAUUAUGUACGGUAUGUAUAUUUUGUAAUAAUAAACGUAUUUAUAAUUUUGCUAAAA
This is a messenger RNA of Nilaparvata lugens (brown planthopper), 5297 nucleotides long. RefSeq names its product phosphatidylinositol 3-kinase catalytic subunit type 3. Gene Ontology annotation, molecular function: 1-phosphatidylinositol-3-kinase activity. Gene Ontology annotation, cellular component: phagophore assembly site; phosphatidylinositol 3-kinase complex, class III, type II; membrane. The transcript has 17 exons. Gene Ontology annotation, biological process: autophagosome assembly; phosphatidylinositol-mediated signaling; phosphatidylinositol-3-phosphate biosynthetic process. NCBI's taxonomy places the organism in Eukaryota, Metazoa, Arthropoda, Insecta, Hemiptera, Delphacidae. Bases 265 to 2940 code for a protein of 891 amino acids. The record is from RefSeq and is a predicted model, not a curated record.